This is a messenger RNA of Nicotiana attenuata, 2864 nucleotides long. RefSeq lists its product as uncharacterized. NCBI's taxonomy places the organism in Eukaryota, Viridiplantae, Streptophyta, Magnoliopsida, Solanales, Solanaceae. The transcript has 7 exons. The record is from RefSeq and is a predicted model, not a curated record. Gene Ontology annotation, biological process: intracellular signal transduction. Bases 282 to 2603 code for a protein of 773 amino acids.
AUCAAUAAAAAAAGAAGUUCCCGCUUCUCGGUCAAAUUUUCUUCCCCAUUUCUCUCUUCUAUCAAAGCCUCCCUUCUUAACGACGACAGUUUCUAUUCAAAGUCCUUAAUCUUUUCUUACAUUUCACAUUUAUUACCCCCUUAACUAAUUUUCUCCUUAAAUUUUCCUUCUUUUUCUCUCUGUUCACCAAUUUUAUCGUUUCUACAGAUCUUUACAGGCGGCAGCCAAAUUUAGGAACUCACUGUGGUUGUUAAGCGUUCCCAUGAUAGUAGAAUCACGUCAUGGAAAAAGAAAUUGCUGUUACAGAAGCUGCAGUCAAUCAUUCCGCUGCUGAAAAAGAAACAAAUAAACCAAUUGUUAACAGUAAACCUAUUAUAAAUGAAGGUUCUAGCCAGAGGAAUUUAGGGAGUACACCAGCCAAACUGGAGGAAGCAAAUAAGGUGAAUGCUCGAAUAGGUGAACAGGAAAAGAAAAUCUCUGAAGAUAAUUCUAUUUUGCAUUCCAGUGCUGUGAAGAGUCAGGUUGAUACAAGUAAUGAACAGGAAAAGGAGAGUUCUUUAGGUGAAAGCACGUCAAGUUAUUCACUUGCUAAGAAAAACGAGAUUGAUAGACCCGCCUUCGAUCAAGUUCUCUCCCCAGGGGAACUGAAUGGACAGGAAAGUCCCAAACCAGAGAUGUCUAAUUUGAAUGAAAAGAAGGCUGAUUGUGUUAAAGGUGACCUGAAAAGCCUUCGGGAAUCUAACAAGAAUCUUGAUGAAGCUCUUUACGAGGAGGAAGCAGAACCUGUCUUUGAUGGAACAGAAGAACCUGGGAUGGGUGUUAAUAGAAGUUUAUCAGCCCGUUCUGUACAUCGUGACUUAGAGGCACAUGGAUCUGUUUGGCCUGAGAAAGCAGUGGCUCUUACAAACUUUGUUAGAUCGAAGAGUACAGUUGCCGUCAGUACGGUUCUACGUCGCCUUUCUGGUAAAAGCGAUGAUGGGAAAGAUGUUACUGAUGAAGAAGAUAAGAGUAAAUGCAACGAGAAUAACGCUGCUGCAUCACAAGAGCAUGAAAUGCAAGCUGUGUCUCAGAAAACUGCAGAGCGACCUGGGUGGAAUCCCCUCAGCUUAAUUGGGAUUUUACGUGAUGAUAAUGGAAACAGAACCAAAGAGAAGAAUGAGAUGUCACAAGAAGCAGUUUUACCAAUAGCUAUGAAGGGACGGAUUAUAUUGUAUACGGGGUUGGGAUGCCAGGAAAGUAGAGAGGUAAGACUUUUUCUACACAGGAAAAGACUCAGAUAUGUUGAGGUUAACAUUGAUGUGUAUCCUAGUAGAAAGAUGGAACUGGAGAAAAUUGCUGGUGAUUCUGCUGUUCCUCGAGUAUUCUUUAAUGAAGUUCUAAUAGGUGGAUGGAGUGAAUUAAAGAGCUUGGAUGAGUCUGGAAAGCUCAUGGAGAAGAUUGAAUAUGUUGUUGAUGAAGCACCAUCUUUUGAAGCUCCUCUACCACCUCUUUCCGGUGAAGAUGAUUUGUCUAGUAGUGGGUCCAUGGAUGAGCUAGCUAUUAUUGUUAAGAAAAUGAAACAGUAUAUUGUUGUAAAGGACCGGUUUUAUAAGCUGCGCAGAUUCACCAAUUGUUUCCUGGGAUCAGAAGCUGUGGAUUUCCUGUCCGAAGAUCAGUACUUGGAAAGAGAAGAGGCUGUUGAAUUUGGUAGGAAGCUCGCAAGCAAUCUUUUCUUCCAACAUGUACUUGAUGAAAAUGUGUUUGAAGAUGGCAACCAUUUGUAUCGUUUCCUCGAUGAUGAUCCCUUUGUAUCUCAAUGUCAGAACAUCCCAAGGGGUUUAACAGAAGUGAAGCCCAAACCCAUAAUAGAAAUUUCAUCUAGGUUGAGAUUUUUGUCUCAUGCAAUUUUUGAAGCUUAUGCAUCAGAAGAUGGGAGGCACAUUGAUUAUAGAAGCAUCCAUGGCAGCGAGGAAUUUGCAAGAUACUUGAGAAUAACUGAGGAGCUUCAAAGAGUGAACUUGAAAGACAUGCCUAGGGAGGAGAAGCUUGCCUUUUUUAUUAAUCUCUACAACAUGAUGGCCAUUCAUGCAAUAUUGGUUUGGGGGCAUCCCUCUGGACCAAUGGAGAGAAGAAAAUUGUUUGGGGAGUUCAAAUAUGUCAUUGGUGGGUGCACAUAUUCACUAUCAGCUAUCCAAAACGGAAUCUUAAGGAGCAAUCAGAGACCACCAUACAAUCUAAUCAAACCGUUUGGAGCAAAAGACAAGCGUCUUAAGGUAGUUCUUCCUUAUCCAGAGCCUCUUAUUCAUUUUGCUCUGGUUAGUGGUACGCGAUCUGGGCCUGCUCUUCGAUGCUAUUCACCUGGAAACAUAGAUAAAGAGCUCGUGGAGGCUGCCCAUGAUUUCUUAAGAUUUGGAGGACUAAUUGUUGAUCUUACAACCAAGGUUGCAUAUGUUAGUAAAAUCUUGAGAUGGUUUAGUGUUGAUUUUGGAAAGAAUGAGGUUGAAGUAUUGAAACACGCUGCAAAUUACUUGGAGUCAUCGGAAUCUCAAGCUUUACUAGAGUUGCUCGCCAGCAGUCAGUUGAAGGUGGUGUACCAGCCUUAUGACUGGGGACUGAAUCACUAGCGCUACAUUCUACCUUGUUCAGAGUUCCUGUCAACUACAUUUGCUGUUGCAAGAAAAUUUGACAUGAUCUCAUAUAUAAGAGAAUUUCAUGUUUCUUUGGUUCCAAUCCAACCUCUCUUUGGCUCUUGUAGCUGGAAUCUGAGGACUUGGGAAAAUUGCCUCAUAAAAAGCAAAAGUAAUUUAAAUAGACACAUCUUAUAUCUGUUGGUUCCCAAGCAAAAGUAAUUUAAAUAGACACAUCUUAUAUCUGUUGGUUCCCAA